Messenger RNA from Drosophila willistoni, 1957 nucleotides. RefSeq lists its product as uncharacterized. The transcript is spliced from 2 exons. The record is from RefSeq and is a predicted model, not a curated record. Bases 914 to 1585 code for a protein of 223 amino acids. Lineage: Eukaryota; Metazoa; Arthropoda; Insecta; Diptera; Drosophilidae.
UCAACUACUGGCAACAAACUCACAAUUCAAUGUAACCUAAGGACACAUCGGUCAUCGUUAAGUUAAAAUUGUCUAAAUUGAAGCAUAUAUAUUUUUAUACUUUUUGGCCAACAAUGUUCUUUGAGUUGUAGUUUGCUCAUGUCAAGGUCGAAACAAUUGAAUUUGGUUGCUAAAUUUUGUGCUUUUAUCGAUAAGAACGAGAAGAACUGGACGAAAACUGGAGCGGUGCUCAUAUGGCAAAAAAUAGUGGUUAAUAAUAACAGCGACAUCAAUAAGAGCAGCAGCAGCAGCGAAUAACGAUUGCAAUCGCAGCUUUCACAAGGGUUGAUUGCGUCUGGUGACCAAAAUCAGUUGACUUGAAAACUUCGAAGCGUUCGGUUGCAGUCCUCAGUCGCGUUUCUUCUCCAUCAAUUCCAGUUUUAGCAAACUUCUCACGCACACCGCACACACACACACACACUCACCAAUACACCAAUACACCAACAAACAUACACAAACAGAGACACAACGAAACAGAGCCAGACAGAACCACCGACUUUUUGCUCAUAUUUCAACAGAGUUGUUCUCCGCUCUCUUGGGGUGCCUCCUGUGUGCACCAAUACAAAGUUACUGUUAUUUUAUAUUGUUUGGAGCUGUGUGUUGUGGAGCGCGCUGUGUGUAUCCACUUUGGCCUACGUGUGUGCCUGUGUGUGCGUGUGCUUUUCCGUUCUCGACGUUCUCCUUCCACACACAAAAAAGGAGCCCCGCCUCCCCAACACCCCCGUUUGCACGAAUACAUACAAUAAAAAACACACACAAACGCAUACAUACGUUUACGUCUGGGAAACAACUGACUAACUAGCUAACCAGCCAACAACAACAACAACAACAACAACAACAACAACAACGACAACAACAGCCACACCAAAUCAAGAUGGCCGAAAAUUGUCCCAAAUGCAAGAAACAAAUCAACUCGAAAGAGGCUGGAUUCAUAAUAUGCAAUUCGGAUGACUGCCGUAAGAAAUACCACCGCACGUGCGUCAACAUUGACGAUGCCGUCUACGAUGUAAUCCAAAAGAAUCCAAUGAUUUCAUUCAACUGUGAUGAGUGCAAAAAUCAAUCGCCCAAGGCACUGGCCCGCAUCGAGGAGAAGGUGAACAAGGUGUGCAACGGCGUCAAUCAGAUACAGGGACGUAUGUAUCAGCAAUAUUUCCAGUUUGGCAAUCAGCCGGCUAACAAUCUGGACGGGAAAAAGCAUCCACAGCAGAAUAACCUGAUUGUGGUGGGCAACAAUUGCAAUUCGGAUCGAUUGCAGGUUGUCUGCGACUACGGACGUUGGGUUCAGGUGGGCAAAUUUGCCACCAACACUAGCGAGGAGGAUGUUAUCGAUCAUUUGGCCGAGGAGCUAAAGAUCAAUAAGAAUCUAGUCAAAUGCACCAAGCUGGUGAAGAAUGAUGCCAAUCUAUCGCAGUUGUCUUACUGCAAAUUUAAGAUAUCCAUUCCGGAUUAUCGUUUCAAUGAGCUCUUCAAUGAGGCAAUUUGGCCCAGUGGUGUUAUGGUUAGUCCCUUUACACCCCGUUCUCAGCUGAAUCAGAAUCGCAUAUAAAGGGAGAGAGAGCCGGCAAGCAGUGAGAGGGUGAAACAGUGAGCAGACUCAGCGAGAAUCCACAAACAGAGAGACGGCGCAGCUGCACAGGAGACCACCAGAAAGAAUACACAGAGAAAGAGCGAGAGAGAGAGUUAGAGAACUAAAAAGAGAGAGCGCCAAAGAUAGAGGGUGGCUUGCCGGUUGGAUAUCAUGCACAUUGCGGGGGUGAUAAUAAUGAUGUUACAUAUGUAGUGUGUGCUCCCAUUGUAUGCAGUUUUUUUUUGUUUUUUGUUUUUCUUUUACACUUGAAAACUUUGUCAAAAACUUUCGCAAAGCUCACCAUACAGACAAAAUCAUAAAUUAUGAAUUGAAUUAAAAUAUAAAAAUGCA